UCGCAGUUCGCUUUUAGCUCUUUGAGUUUGCGCAGGUGACGCUGAACGCGAAGUGGAAGUGGAAUUGUGGUGCCGGCACGAAUUUCGCGUGUGCUGCUCACCACUCGAUAAUAGCAAUAAUAAAUUAGUUUCAAACAAUUCACUCGGAGAUUAUGCUGCAGCAAUGCAUUGUCAAGGCACCGACCGGUGCUCUGGGCUUGAAUUUGAGUCGUGCUCCCUGGGAUCCGUAUCCGUGGGUCAGCGGUGUGCAGAGCGACUCGAAUGCCCAAUUGGGUGGCAUUUGCAUCGGAGAUACCCUGUUGCAGCUGAAUGGCCGAGAUGUCCUGGGCCUGCGGAUCAGCGAGCUGGCCAAGCGACUGCGCGAGCAUUGGCUAACAGGCGCUGAUCACGUGGUCAUGCUGAUGUGGCGACAGCAGCCGACGACAGCUGAUUCACAGGAGGCGGCACAUGUUGAGCAGCACGGCAUUAAUCAACAAUCGCUGCAAAAGUUUGCCACAUGCUUGCAACAUAUUGCUCAACUGCUGGAGUGUCCCGUCUGCUGUGAUGUGAUAAAGCCACCUGGCUGGCAGUGCUGCAACGGGCACGUGCUAUGCAAUAAUUGUCGCAAUCGCUCCGAAAAAUGUCCGGUCUGCCGAGUGCCACUGGGACCCCGCGGACGCUGCCUGCUGUCGGAUAAAUUAUUUACGCUGCUCGCCGAGAAUUUCCCCUGUGACGGCGUGAAAUCCGUUAAGAAUGAUGCGAUGGCCAACAGCAAAGGCAACAACAGCAACAACAACAAUGGCAGCAAUGGCAGCAAGUGCACAAAUGAAUAUCAUAAUCAACCAAAAAUGGCAUUGGCCAAAUCGAAUGCGAGUAAAAAGUGCAAGAAGGCGGGCAAGCUGCAGAUGCAGCUGCAGCUGGGCGUGGCAGGGGAGGGCGUGGGGAAGCGGCCGGCAGAGGAGGUUAGGGCAAUGCCAGUGGGAAAUGAGGGAAGUGCGCCAGUAGAAAAUAAUGUCAACGUGAUAAAAGAGCUGAGGGUGGAAAGUGUCCUGAAGGAGCAACAACAGAAACAGCAACAGGACCAAAAACAGCAACAACAACAACAACAGCUGGAGGAUGGCAACAAUAUGCUCGUUAAACCAAAGUUCAAGUUGAGUAAGAAAAGUUGGCAGAUUACAGACGAAGAUCAAGACGAAUUGCACAGCAAUGAAGUUGCAAACAUAAAUAAUGGGCAAGAGCGCGCACUGGAAGUUGGUCUGGGUCUGCGACUGGCUUGGGGUCCGGGGCAGGUGUUGGGCCCAGAAAAAUAUCAAAAUUAUCAUUGCCCAACUGGGAAAUCAUGCAGCAAACAGCUGAAACUUUUCCAGCCAGCGCCGAGCGGCGGCAACAAAUUGUCAACUGCAGCGCAGCGGGAGCAGCGGGAGCAGCGGGAGCAGCCGGAGGCGGGCGCCUUGCCAAAGACAUCAGCAGCAAUGAAACUGCCGUUAGACGCGACGGAGUGCCUGCUGCAGCAUCUGCGCGCCGAGCACGGCUUGGGCACGCUCCUCAGCUCGGGCACGCUGGGUCAGCGCUUGCAUCUGCACGUCCAGCCGGAUGCACAGAUCUGUCUGCGCCUGAGUGAGCUCUCAGCAGGCGCACAGGUGACAGAGCACAGCUUCUUCUUGGCCAUGCUGGGGAUCAGCUCGAAUCGCUACGCGGUCUUCCUCUGGCAUCUCGAUGGGGAGCAGCAUCAGUUCCACACCAGCAUCGAGUCGCCGUGCAAGCAGCUCAAGUGGUUUGGACCUGCUCAGCCGCUGACGCGCAGCUGGUCAGAGAUAAGCGCCACAGGUGAGUAUCUCACCUGGCUGGACAAGGGCGAGCACAAUUGCAGAGGAUUCGAUAUUAUCGUUAAGCGAAAAUAGAACCUAGAAACAGACAUUUUAAUUUUUAAUAAAAAACACAUGUGAUGA
This is a messenger RNA of Drosophila arizonae, 1928 nucleotides long. RefSeq lists its product as uncharacterized. Gene Ontology annotation, cellular component: cytoplasm. The record is from RefSeq and is a predicted model, not a curated record. Gene Ontology annotation, molecular function: ubiquitin protein ligase activity; protein binding. Lineage: Eukaryota; Metazoa; Arthropoda; Insecta; Diptera; Drosophilidae.